AUGUCUUCAAGUCUGUCAUUACUAGCAUAUCUUCGCCCGCGCAUACCGCAAGUCCGACCGAGUGCAAUCCGCAAUUUCACCAUCUCCCAGCGUUUCUCAGAUGCUUCCUCGGUAGCCGAGGCUUUCUUGUCGCGCUUCCAAUCCUUGGGGCCACAAAUCCGUACGCAAACGAUAGACGCAAACCAGCUCCAGCUUCUCACCCUCACCCUCAAUCGCCCAACUCUCUUCCCUGGUGCCCCUUCCCUAUCCAAUGGCGCUCCCGCCCCGCAAUCCGCUGUACCCGUGCCACCGGGCUAUCACCUCGCGUAUUUCACACCCGCAUUCGUGGAAAGCGAACUAGGAAUAGACGGAACUGAUGCGUCAUACAAUCCCGACGCGCCCUUCACACGACGCAUGUGGGCAGGCGGCGAGGUACUGUGGCCCCGUCUGGAUGGGAAACCCAAUCCGUUACGGGUAGGACAGGAUGUGCUAGAGACAACGCGGGUACUUAGUGCCGAGGCCAAAGUUGUGAAAAAGACAGGCGAGGACAUGAUUGUUGUUGGAGUCGAGAAAGAAUUUGCCAACGAGCACGGCGUUUCAAUUAUUGACCGACGCAAUUGGGUAUUCCGUAAAGCUCUACCUGUUCCAUCUACACCAUCCAGCACCCCUCCCUCGUCUUCGACAUCCCAUUUUGCGACUCCGAAUGCUACGUCCAUAAUUUCCACGGAGGGCAAUACUCAUACACGAACCCUGAUGCAAACGCCUGUGUCACUCUUUCGCUUCUCAGCGCUGACCUUCAACCCUCAUAAGAUUCACUACUCACUGCCCUGGGCGCGGGAUGUAGAAGGACACAAGGACGUUGUAGUACAUGGUCCGCUGAAUUUGAUCUCUAUUCUGGAUCUUUGGCGUGAUACUCGCCAGAAUUCCACGGAUUCUACCCUGGUUAUUCCUGAGCGCAUCACUUAUCGGGCGACGAGUCCAUUAUAUGCUGGGGAUGAGUAUCGGAUUGUCCUUGAGGAGGGCGAGAGCACAAAGGUGCAGAUUAUUGGACCCGGAGAAGUAGUUGCCAUGAAGGCUGAGAUCCAAUAA
Messenger RNA from Penicillium griseofulvum, 1068 nucleotides. RefSeq names its product hydroxyacyl-thioester dehydratase HTD2. Gene Ontology annotation, cellular component: mitochondrion. Bases 1 to 1068 code for a protein of 355 amino acids. The record is from RefSeq and is a predicted model, not a curated record. NCBI's taxonomy places the organism in Eukaryota, Fungi, Ascomycota, Eurotiomycetes, Eurotiales, Aspergillaceae. The transcript has 2 exons. Gene Ontology annotation, molecular function: (3R)-hydroxyacyl-[acyl-carrier-protein] dehydratase activity.